Messenger RNA from Stegodyphus dumicola, 2332 nucleotides. RefSeq names its product iris-like. Lineage: Eukaryota; Metazoa; Arthropoda; Arachnida; Araneae; Eresidae. Gene Ontology annotation, molecular function: serine-type endopeptidase inhibitor activity. The record is from RefSeq and is a predicted model, not a curated record.
AUUCGCCUCAUAGAUCUGGAGUUGCUAUACCUUAAAGUGGCUUUGGCACGCGGUUUUAAAUUAACACCUGUUGACAAUGGAUCAAAGCACUUUGUAGUUAAGUAGCAGUUUCUGAAAACUUCAUUACUAAUGAAGGUUUUAAGCAAGGCAACAGCUUUUUUUUACUGCUGUAACUUCAUUGUCAUGUUUCCAUUUAUAACUUCAAACCAACCAGUUUUCUCGGCUUAUGAGCAACUGCGAAAUUCAAUACUGGACUUUUCUAUUUCCGGUUUCAAUAUUUUGGAUCAUGAUAAUGAACAGAAGGGGAAUAUCUUGUAUUCUCCUUUCAGCGUGUACAGCGUUUUAAUGUUAACUCAUCUAGGGGCUAAAGGAAAAACUGCUCAACAGAUAUGCAAGACACUGAAGUUAUGUCAUAUGAAUAUAACAAUGGUUCAUGAAGCUUUUGGCCAGAUAAACAAAGAUAUAAUAUUACCAGAUGCACUGGAGACAGCAAACGGUCUGUUCAUACAACGGGGAUUUUCUGUUUCUAGCUCCUACGAACAUGCCUUAAAGCACUUUUACUCUACUCAACUCACAGAGGUAGACUUUCGAAAUGCUUUGAUUGAAAUCAACUCUUGGGUUCAACAGCACACUAGAGGCAAAAUUUCAGCAGUUCUUGACAAGAAUCCCAGUCAUGCUACAAAAAUGAUGAUGGUUAAUGCUGCCUAUUUUAGAAGUCGCUGGAAAUGGGAAUUUGAUCCAAGGGCAACGGAACCAAGUGGCUACUUCUACUUAACGCCACGCCGUCGUGUUCAAGUUCCAAUAAUGUCUGGCAAGAUGAAUGUGGCCAUAGGUCAUGAUAUUUCAGUAGGAGCUAGUAUUCUCGAACUGCCUUUUACUCCAAGUCGUGUCUCGAUGUUUCUAGUCUUGCCUGAUAACCCAGAACUUCAUUUUCAUUUUAAUGUUACUUCCAUGAAGCUCCUUAUAGGUUCAAUGAAGAAACGAGAUGUGAAUGUUCGGCUUCCCCGUUUCAGUCUUGAUCAAAUUCCACAGAUGACCGAUUUACUGUGGAACUUCGGUAUUCAAGAUAUUUUUUCGCCUACCGAAGCGGAUUUAGGAGGAAUAGCAAAAGGGUUGUUUGUUACGGAUGUUAUGCAGCGUUCAGUGUUAAAAGUGGACGAGGAGGGUAGUAUAGCUAGUGCUGCAACCGUAACUUUAGUAGAAAGAAUUGGCAAUGUUGAUGACCAUUACUUUGAAGCAAACAGACCAUUUAUUUUUAUGGUUAUGGAUAAAAAAACGGGAGCUGUACUUUUCAUGGGUCGAGUGGCUAAUUUCUAAUAUAUUGAAAGGAAAUAAAGCUGGUUUUUUCCCCCCUUGAUCACAAAAUUCGUAGAACCAUGAAAGUAAUUUGAAUAUUUAAUAAAUGAGUAAUGAAGCUGAAAUUGAAAAAAAUCGAUUUGUGCCAUAUUGUAUUGUAAUAGAAAUUUAAAGGAGUAAAGCAAGAUCAGUUUUUGAAACCUGAAGACAACUUCGUUUAUUUGGUUUACACUUCCAACACCGUUUAGGAUGAGGAGUAAGUUUUCUCAACGAAAAACAUACUCAUUGUAAUUCUUAAAAUAUGAAACUACAAGCUAGCUAAAAAUAUAAGAAUCUCUAUCCUCCUUCCCCGCACAACAAAUUUGUAUUCCACCUUUCUAAAAAUGACGGAAGAGAUAAAUAUCUUUGAUCUAGAUUUACAUUACCAGUCACAAUAUUCUAUGAAUGUUACUAAGUGUUCUGCCAGUAGUUAUCACAGUGACUUGAAAAAUCAACUUGCUGCUAGUAUGGAUUCAUAGGACAUAAGUAAAUAUCAGAACUUUGAGGGAAAAUAAACAUUGUGAAGAAUGGUUAGGCUAGUUGUACAAGCUCAGACUGUCAUCCAUGUCGCACGUUAAAAGCUACAUUGGUCUCGACGGACCGAGCUUAGACCAAGCAAAAUGGACUUUGCUUCUUCAUGAAUUAAACUGGGCACUUAGGAUUAUAAGAUGUUGCUUAAUUCAGUACACACAGUAUUUAUAACAAUUUGCCCUCUGUCAUUGAGAAAACUGAAGCAAUUUGAAUACAAAUGCGUGUAUACAAGGUUAAUUCAAGCAGUUUUUAUAAAUGAGUAGACCCGAGGGCAGAACAAUUUCCAAUAAUUGUGGCAGUUGCUCCCACACUAUAUAUAUAUACACAACCAAAACCGACGCAUUUCUACCCUCCCUUGUAAAAAAAACCCCUGUGAACUGAAUUGAGACCUCUGGAAAAUGAUCCAUUAAAUUAUAGCGCUGCUUAGAUGAUAUCACUUAUUUAAUAAAAAAUGUUAAAUUUUUUA